Molecule: messenger RNA, 401 nt
Organism: Thamnophis sirtalis
Lineage: Eukaryota; Metazoa; Chordata; Lepidosauria; Squamata; Natricidae
Source: RefSeq, a predicted model, not a curated record
UUCCGAGGAAAUGAGGUCCCAUUACAACAGGGCUGAGCAGCAAGCAGAGGAACAACGGGAGCGGAGAAGAGAUUAGCAAGCGAUGAGGCACCCGCGCUGGCUUGCUCGGCAAAGCCCGCAGACGGGGCCAGAAACGAAAGGGGGCUGCCGGCACCAAUCAGCUAACUUCCCGAGUUCUAAACAUGGGCAACCUAUUGAAACUUCCACUAAGUUAAAAGGCCAGGACCUCUUAACCCUACAAAACUAUACACCUGACGAAAUCAAAUAUUUGCUUUGGGUAGCAUCAGAUUUGAAAAACAGAAUCAAAUACAAAAAAGAGAAUUUACCUUUAUUACAAGGCAAAUCUUUGGCCCUGAUUUUUGAGAAAAGAAGCACAAGAACUAGAUUAUCUAUUGAGACAG